AUGGUUAAUGUUGGUAACCCUAUCCUCAUUGACCAAGAGUACUGCCGAUGGAACGAAUGCAAAAAAGGGGUUCCUUCCAAAGUUAAGAUCAGCAACGUUAGCUUCAAGAACAUCAAGGGCACCUGUACCGACCCAGUUGAUGUGAAGCUUGCAUGCAGCCUAGGCCUGCCAUGUGAGAAUGUGGAAUUGAGUGACGUUGAUCUCAAGUACACUGGAGACAAAGGCCCUAUUACCUCUGUGUGUUCUAAUGUCAAGCCGACAAUUAUUCGCGUGGCACAGCCUCUUGCUUGCUCUACCGGCGCUGCUGCUUGA
Molecule: messenger RNA, 312 nt
Organism: Prunus armeniaca (apricot)
Lineage: Eukaryota; Viridiplantae; Streptophyta; Magnoliopsida; Rosales; Rosaceae
Source: the annotation of a GenBank genome assembly